AUGAACACAGACUACUGGCAGCUCUCAGGCGCCUUCGGCCUCUGGGUCCGCGCCUGCAUCCGAAUCCUCCAAUUCGUCUUCGCCAUUGUCACGAUUGGCCUCUAUGCCGCCACGCUCGGCUCCUGGAGCACCCUGCCGACAGAGAACCUCGAGAGAACGCCCUGGAUCUACGCCCUCGUCCCGGCCGUCCUCUCAGCGCUGACAUGCGCCUACCACGUCUUCGCGACAGUUACACACGCCGCCUGGUCUGUAUGGGACUUCGGGCUGGCCGUCCUCUGGGCCGCGCUGUGCGGUCUGUCUUCUUCCAUGGUCGUGGGCGGCGAGAAGAGUAUCAACGUUACGGGCGAUGUCAAGUCGAGACUUGCUGCGGGUGCUUGGAUUGCGGGGAUUAGCAUGCUGCUGUGGCUUCUGAGCUCUGUUCACGGGUGCGCUUUUUGUUGCGCGUCGAGGAAGAUGAAGAGGACGGUGAAGAAGCAGGAAUCGGAAGAGGAUAAGCUUGAAUUGGAUGGUCUUCCAAAUAGUCGAGAAGAGAGUGUCUAG
Molecule: messenger RNA, 540 nt
Organism: Colletotrichum abscissum
Lineage: Eukaryota; Fungi; Ascomycota; Sordariomycetes; Glomerellales; Glomerellaceae
Exons: 1
Coding region: 1-540 (179 amino acids)
Cellular component (GO): membrane
Source: RefSeq, a predicted model, not a curated record